CCGGACCGGGGGAGGAGGGGGACGGGGCGGGGAUGUGGACAGGGGAUGAUAAGAUGGCGGCGGUGCGGGAGCUGUCCUGCCUUUGCAACAGGGUCCUGGCGGUCAGGAGCCGCUGCCACCUGCCGCUGGGGCUCGGCCUGGUCUCCAGUCAACGCCGCACCUUCUCCAUCUCGGCCGCUGUGACCGGAGCCCGUGACAGUCGGGAGCUGGAGAAUAACCCGUAUUACAGCAAGUACCAGGCGAGGCUCCGGGAGCUGAGGAGGACAAGACCAGAUGAUUACGAGGCCCGUGUAGCAAAGAAAGAAGAAAUGAAGAGGCAACCAUUAGGAUAUUCAAAACAAGCUGAGUUUAUUAAGCAGAUAGAGCAAGAGUCAAAAGGUUUUGGCAAAAUGGCACAAGGAAAUGGAAGUGGACAAGGACACUUCACUAAGGACAAGACUCUUCAUUCAAUACUGAACCUGGAUAUGAUAAAAGAAAAAACUCCAAGUGAAAUAAAUCAGAUUUGGAAUCAAUAUUUUGCCCAGAAGAAUACUAUCUCUGCAGUAAUUCCUGGGGCGAAGUUUGAUCUGAUGCGUAGCAGAGGACAGAACUGCCCUACUUUCCUGUAUGCUUUGCCAAGGGAAGCAGGCUACGAGUUCUUUGUGGGUCAGUGGUCUGGAACUCAGCUUCACUUUUCUUCACUAAUAAAUAUUCAGUCUCUGGGUCAGAAUGCACCAAGCCAGCUGAUAAUAUAUCAUUACCCUGAGCUUCAAAAGGAAAAGGACAUUGUUCUUCUUACUGCAGAGAUAGACACUCAAUUUCUGGGCACGCAUGAGGCACAGUGUUUGGCAAAUCAAGCAGAGCUCUUCUAUGGUACAGAUUGCCAGGAAAUCUUCAAUCUGGUUAAGACUUUCAACCACAAACCUAAUGAAUUCAAACACACUUCAGUCAUUGCAGAGAUCGAACGGCUUGGAUUUGGAGGCAUGAUAUUGAAACAAAACUCAGAGGCUUAAGAGUUGUGUAAUCUAAUGGAAAAACACAGAGGACUCUGGGACCUGUAUCUGCCAGCCAAAAAGGACACGGUGCUUGAACCUUAUGGUGUGAUUUGAUACCAUGCUGGACAGUUUCUUCACUCCGAACACUUUGCAAUUCUGUGUGAUCCAAGGUUAGGUUUCCCAUUAACCCAUUGCCGUACCCAAUGCUCCUUCAUUGAUAAUUUGUCCAUCUCCAAAUACCCAGAAUAUUUUCAAAAUACAAAAUACUGUAGAUGCUGGAAAUCUGAAACAAAAGCAGAAGUUGCUGGGAAUACUCAGCAGGUCAGGCAGCAUCUAUGGAAAAAGGAAAGUGAGUCAACGUUUCGAGUCCACAACCCUUCGUCAGAAUAUUUUGCUGAGUGGAGUUGUUGUAGAAAGGGUGGGUAUUUGAAGUACAAAAACAACUUAGAGUGUCAGUUGUCUAUGCUCAGUUUCAAUGGCAAAAUUAAAUAUUUUAGCAUAUUAGCAGAUCAUUAUUUAUGAAAAUAAAGUGACAUGAUUGGCAAAUCAAUGUUAAUCCCCAUCAAACUUCAAGUUAUCGAGUAAACCUAAGGUAAGCCAAAUGUAUAAAUGCUCUCCAGUGCAGCUGUAUCAAGUACCAUAAAGCUUUGAGAAAGAAGAUUUUUUUAUUUACCCCCAACCUUCCCUGCCUUGUGGUAAAGUUACUUGGCUUCUGUCCAAUAAUUUCAUCCAAAACCAAACGACAUUUGGGAAAUUACAAGCAAAUUGUGAACCAUGUGCCUUUGUACCCAUGAUGCUAACUAUUAAUGUCAUUUGUUGCCUUUGAGAAUCCCACAUUUUAACAAUCUUAAUUGAAAAAUGUUAUUGUUGGAAUGAUCCUCUGAUAUUCACUGGAAUGUUUGACUUUUUUAAAAAAAAACUAGCAGCCAUACUCUCCAGCUUUGGUAUUUUGAGUUACAACUUGUAUUUAUUGUAUCAUUUUUUAAAUAUGUACUUAGAAAACAUUAGAGGGGAAAAAAUUAAGAAUUUAUUUCCAAUUUACUACUUUCGUUAAUUGUUAAUUUAUUUUAGCUGUCUGCCUGGCUCAGUUGGUAGCACACUUGCCUCUGAGUUGGUGGCCGUUGGUUCAAGCCCAUGGCAGGACUUUGAGCUCAAUCUAGGCUGGAGGAGCACUGCAUUGUCGUUCAUCAGGUGAAUUGUUAAAUCAGUGUGUCGGCUGCCUGUUCACGAGGACUUUAAAAAUCUAUUCUCGAAAAGAGAAGGAAGUUUCUGCUGAUGUUCUGGUCUGAAAUACCCCAAAUAAAAUUAAUCAUU
This is a messenger RNA of Callorhinchus milii (elephant shark), 2288 nucleotides long. It is a transcript of the gene atpaf1, whose product is annotated as ATP synthase mitochondrial F1 complex assembly factor 1. The transcript is spliced from 9 exons. Lineage: Eukaryota; Metazoa; Chordata; Chondrichthyes; Chimaeriformes; Callorhinchidae. The coding region runs from base 33 to 992 and encodes 319 amino acids. Gene Ontology annotation, cellular component: mitochondrion. Gene Ontology annotation, biological process: mitochondrial proton-transporting ATP synthase complex assembly. The record is from RefSeq and is a predicted model, not a curated record.